This is a messenger RNA of Linum trigynum, 669 nucleotides long. NCBI's taxonomy places the organism in Eukaryota, Viridiplantae, Streptophyta, Magnoliopsida, Malpighiales, Linaceae. The record is from the annotation of a GenBank genome assembly.
UCAAGUGGGACUUGAACAAGUCAACACAGCAGGACUCCGCGUAACAGUAAACAAACAUUUGAAUUGUCUGCGAGAAGUCUUCCACACCACAGCAAAUCCAACAUUAAUGGAAUACAGCUAUUCCUAUGUCCUACAAGCGUGUUGACGAAUUGAUUAGCGACCAGGCAGUCAACGGCACGAGCUAAGAUAGCAAAGGCCAGAGGCAGAUUUCCCAAACCAGUUUCCUCCAUCCGAACAGCACUACCAAUUCAGUUUUGCCAUGGCUGAAAUCGUCUCCCAAGUCCUAAUCCAACUGGGUUCCAUCCUCGUUGAAGAUCUGACACAACAUGGGAAGCUCGUCCGCGACGUGGAAGGGCACGUCAACAAGCUCACAUCUACUUUCAAGGCCAUUGGAUCCCUUCUCUUGGAUGCCGAAGAGAGAGAGCUGACGGACAAGGGGGUCGAAGACUGGCUGAGGAAACUCAAGGACGUCGCCUACGAGGUCGAUGACGUGUUGGACGAGUGGCGAACCGAGAUCCUCAAGCGCCAGAUUGCUGGAGAUCAUCAUGGUGAGCAUCUCGGCUCUUCUUAAACGAGUAUGUUCUUUUCUUCCUGCUUGCUGUCGUUUGUCCACCAGUGAGAUGGGUAUGCGAUACGGUAUUGGUGUCAAGAUAAAGGAACUGAAUGGAA